Messenger RNA from Polychytrium aggregatum, 1995 nucleotides. Its product is annotated as Alpha/Beta hydrolase protein. The transcript is spliced from 18 exons. Gene Ontology annotation, cellular component: trans-Golgi network. Lineage: Eukaryota; Fungi; Chytridiomycota; Chytridiomycetes; Polychytriales. Gene Ontology annotation, molecular function: serine-type carboxypeptidase activity. The coding region runs from base 66 to 1703 and encodes 545 amino acids. Gene Ontology annotation, biological process: apoptotic process; proteolysis. The record is from RefSeq and is a predicted model, not a curated record.
UGGCGGUUCGGCGGCUGGGGGAGGGCUGUUUCUGGACCUAGGUCUGCGCUGAACAUCGAGCCAUUAUGACCACGGCGCUGAUCUGGUCGGGCUGGGCCGCUUUGUUGGCGCUGACCGUAGCCGAUUUUGUGCUCGCUCGGACCGAGCCGAAAGCAAAAGAAGACUAUCGCAUCGAUCGGCUCCCUGGACUCGACGAUCAAGCCAAUGCCAGGUUUACACAGUAUUCUGGACACGUGCGAUACAGCCCGAAGGACAACUCCAGCUUGUUUUUCUGGCAUAUACAGGCUCAACAAGGCGUCCAAGUUCCUCGGCUGGUGAUCUGGCUCAAUGGAGGCCCAGGGUGCUCCAGUCUGGACGGCGUUUUGCUGGAGAACGGUCCUUUCCGUAUGACCCAAAGCGGCGCGAUAGAGAUCAACGAAUACAGCUGGUGGCGACACGCCAAUCUCCUCUAUGUCGAUCAGCCUGUAGGAACCGGGUUCAGCCUCGCAGAUAACACAUGGGCUCGCAGUGAAGCCCAAGUUGCCGAGCAGUUCAUAGCCUUUUUGGAUGAAUGGCUAAUGAUUUUCCCUGAAUUGAAAUCGCACGAGCUCUACAUCUCGGGCGAGAGCUAUGCUGGUGUCUUUAUUCCAUUUAUUGCUUCAGCCAUGCUCAAGCGAAAUCAUCUUGGAGGCAGCAAUCAGACCGUGCUCAAUCUGAGGGGACUGGCGAUCGGAAAUGGCUGGAUCGACCCUCUGGCAACAUACGAAUCGUACAUCCCUUUCUCGGAAAUGCAUCAACUGAUAGCCACUCGAUCCAAGGCCAGUCUAGCAGAGAAGGCUGCGUUGUGCACCAGCACAUACAAUUUGAAUCCAACAAUCAAGAACGAUAUCUGUGAAGCCCUUCAAAAUCAGGUGCUCGCGGAUACAAUGACGGGCGGCAGGUACUGCAUAAAUAUUUACGAUGUGAGGCUGCGGGAUGAGGGUCCCGACGACGGAUGUGGUCAAUACAAGUGGCCUCCGGGAUUGCUCCAGAUGUAUAAGUAUCUUGAGACGCCCGAGGUUACAAAGGCACUGAAUGUCGAGAAGAGAGAUCCUUGGGUAGAAUGUAGUUCUGACGUUCGAUCAAAACUCUCUGAAGACUCACCUCCCUCAUCUGAGCUUCUACCUGAGCUAUUAGAGAACAUACCAAUCAUAUUAUAUUACGGGGAUGUGGAUUGGAUAUGCAACUGGAUUGGCGCGCAAACAAUGAUUGAACGUCUGGAAUGGAAUGGUGAAAUUGGCAUGGGCAGCGCAGUGGAGCAACAAUGGUUUAUCGGCGAUCGAGCCGUUGGAACCUACCAAUCGGCAAGAAAUUUGACAUACUUCAAAGUAUACAACGGAAGCCACAUGCUACCGUUUGACAAGCCAGCGGAGGCUUUGGCCAUUAUCAGCCAACUGAUGCGCAUCAGUGACACCAACAUACUGCCUCCAAUUUCGAUAGGAAAGACGAACGAGACAGAACUAGGUUCAACAGGACAAGGAGGAGAGAACGAGGCCAUCCCAAAAAUAGGAUAUUAUGAACUCUUGUUGAUUGUUGGAGCAGUGGUCAUCUGCCUCUCCUGCGGAUUCAUAAUGAAGACCAGCAGACACAAAUGGAAACGCCUGGAUCUGGUUCGCUGUUGUGGAUGGAAACGGUCAGGAAGAGACUGGUAUGAACUAUCAAGAACUGAUGAGGAUGAAGGAUGACAAGCAAUAUGAAGGUCAGGCACGAUGGCAUGAGGAAAUUAUGAAGAGAGGAAGACCUUUAUCGAGCAAUGUACGAAUGACGAAAGAAAUUGGCAAAUCAGAAUGGAAUGGAUCAGUUUUCAACACAGGAGACGUGGAUCAAGGCAUGGGCGGCUCCGAAAAGCGAGCGAGGAGGAGGAGAGGGAUUGGCUUGGGCCAACUCCAGAGAAUGGGGGCAGGCUUUGAUGGGAAGUGUGGCUCAAAGAGGAGCAGACUGAUUGAUAAAGGAUCGCGAGCGACACAAUCGAAGCGA